AUGGAGCUGUUCGAGCGCGCCAAGACGGUGCGGCUGCGUGGCCACCACGACAAGUACGUGUACGCCGACGACGACGAGUCCCACGUCCAGCAGGACCGCAACGCCGCCUCCCCCAACGCGCGCUGGACCGUCGAGCCCGUCCCGCACGCCCCCGGCGUCAUCCGCCUCCGCAGCCGCUACGGCCGCUACCUCACCGCCUCCAACGAGCCCUUCCUCCUCGGCCUCACCGGCCGCAAGGUGCUCCAGACGCUGCCGCACCGCCUCGACUCCUCCGUCGAGUGGGUCCCCGUCCGCGACGGCAAGCACGCCCGCCUCCAGACGCGCUACGGCAACUACCUCCGAGCCAACGGCGGCCUCCCGCCGCUGCGCAACUCCAUCACGCACGACGUCACCCACCACCGCCAUACCGGGUGGAUCCUCUGGUGCGUUGAGAUCGUCCAGGUCCUCCCGUACCCCCACCCGGUUGAAUCCUCCGACUCCAGCAGCUCCGCGCCCUCCUCUCCCCCGCAUUACAAGCCGCCUUCUCGCUCGCCCUCGCCCUCCCCUUCUCCCUUGCCCACGGCGGCGCUCCGACCGCACCUACCGCCGCACCACCGUACGGCGACCCCGUUCGUAGCGCAACCUCCGCCGCCGCCCCCGGGCUCCCUGGUGCCACCCACCGGUCUCUUCAGGCUCGAGGUCCGUACGUCACCACCAUUCCAACGACCCCAAAUGGCCGCGAUGCAGUCGACGGACUCUUUCUCGGUGCCGGUGACGAUGCACAAGGUGGAGGGCCGCCUCAUCCACUACCACAUUGGGGAUGGCAAUGGCGACGUGGACGAUGACGACGAGGGCCACUCCUUCACGUUCAACGGGACCAGCCUCCAGGAGCUGCUGGAGAGGCUGCAGGACGAGACGGGGCUCAACGACGUGAUCAUCUGCUCGCGCAGCCCCAUCAACAGGAAGCUCAUGCCGCUCCGCCUGCAGCUCCCACCCAACAACAACGCCAUGCAUAUCGUGCUCGUGCAGGAGUCCUCCAAAGUGGCAAAAUCUUUUCCGUGA
Molecule: messenger RNA, 1041 nt
Organism: Lolium rigidum
Lineage: Eukaryota; Viridiplantae; Streptophyta; Magnoliopsida; Poales; Poaceae
Exons: 3
Coding region: 1-1041 (346 amino acids)
Source: RefSeq, a predicted model, not a curated record